AUGAAAUUUCAAUGCGUUGGGACCAAAAAACAGAUGGAUAUUGGUGUUAAUCGGUACUUUAUCAAGUAUGAGAUAGCUAAAGGGUAAGUUUUUGGUAAUUCUUUACUCUUUUAAUAUUUAAAAGUUGCGACUAAGUAUCAGGCUUCAGAAUGAGUAAUGAAUACUAUAAUUUUAGCGGAUUUUCGAAUAUUUACCUGGCCAGGAACAUCUUGAAUAAACAGAAGUAUGCUAUGAAAAAGAUUUACGCCCAUUCUCAGCUUGAAGUUUCACGGAUUCGACGAGAAAUCUAUGCACAUUAUGCGUUUGGAGAACAUGAGCACCUCAUGAAGAUUCAUGGUGUAUAUCGAGAGAAAUAUGGAGAAGGCUCCUAUUUAUUUUGGCUUGUUAUGGAUUAUUGUCCUGUAAGUUGUAUUUGGUUUUGAUUUUGUAAAUUUUAGAAAGCUUAGAGCGGGGAAGACACUAUAUUAAUAUUUGAUACCUAAAUCAUAAAUAUUAUUUAAAAGGUCUGAACUAUUCCUUUCAGCUUGGCUCUUUGCAAAAUGUCCUUGACAAGCAAUCCAAACUAAACGAGAUGCUACCGGAAAAGCAGAUAGUUUCAUAUAUUUCACAGAUAUUGUCGGCUCUACAGUACAUGCAUUCAAGUGAACCUUCAAUUGCUCAUCGGUAAGUUUCCCUUCCUUUAUUAUGUUUUUUCUUUUUAGAGAUAUCAAGCCAGCGAAUUGCCUAAGGUUACACGAAAACCACAUUGUUUUAACGGACUUUGGCUCGGCAGUAAUGGUUCCAGUGGAAAUUGAUACCCCAAAAAGAAGUCAAGAAUUGAAAGAUGAAGCUGCCGAACUUUGUACAAUGCCGUAUAGAGCACCGGAACUCUUUAACUGUGAUGUUGGAACAAAGUAUGACCAUAAAGUCGAUGUCUGGGUAAGGUUUCUUAUCAAAAUUUCGAUUUGUUUUGUCAUGUUCAAUAAAAAAUUUUGUUGUUUUAGUCGGCUGGAUGUGUGUUAUACGCCCUGUGCUUUCAUUGUAGUCCUUUUGAUGCGGUUGCAGCUCGAGGAGAUUCAAUAGCGCUGGCUACUUUGUCCUACAAGUUCAAGGAAGCCCCAGUAAAAAAUAGGUAAGAAGACUAGACCAGAAUCAUAUAAUUUUUUGUUGUAAAAUACUUUUGACGUUUCUGCUGGUUAGUUUCCCAUGAUCUUUAUGACUUCUUUCAGCUAUUCCGAAGGCCUUAUGUCGAUACUCAGAGACAUGCUGACUGUCAGCACCGUCGACCGUCCCAACUGCGAUACUCUCAUAACACGGUUAGAUUCCCUGCGAAUCGGUUCUUAA
Bursaphelenchus xylophilus (pine wood nematode) is the source of this 1323-nucleotide messenger RNA. Lineage: Eukaryota; Metazoa; Nematoda; Chromadorea; Rhabditida; Aphelenchoididae. The record is from the annotation of a GenBank genome assembly.